UGACACAAAUCAAGCUUAAGUGUCGAUUAAAACAAAGCAAAAAAAGUUCUCAGAAGAAAAAAAAAUAUAUGGCGAGUAAUAGUUUUCGUUCACAAAUUCAUCUUGGAGUAAUAAUAAUUUUAAUCAUCAUUACUCUUUUAACUCCGAUCACAACCUACAACACAUCACCACAACCAUGGAAUAUUCUUUCCCACAACGACUUUGCCGGAAAACUCACCACCGCCUCCUCCUCCAUCGAAUCAGCCGCUACAGAUUUUGGCCACGUCACCAAAAUCUUCCCAUCCGCCGUCUUAAACCCUUCCUCCGUCGAAGACAUCACUGAUCUCGUAAAACUCUCUUAUGACUCUCAACCCUCUUUCACUCUAGCUGCUCGUGGCCACGGACAUAGCCACCGUGGCCAAGCCUCGGCUAAAGACGGAGUUGUGGUUAACAUGCGGUCAAUGGUAAACCGGGAUCGAGGCAUCAAGGUGUCUAGGACCGGUUUAUAUGCUGACGUGGACGCUGCUUGGCUAUGGAUUGAGGUGUUGAACAAAACGUUGGAGUUAGGGUUAACGCCUGUUUCUUGGACGGAUUAUUUGUAUUUAACGGUCGGUGGAACGUUAUCUAACGCCGGAAUCAGUGGACAGACGUUUCGGUACGGUCCACAGAUCACUAAUGUUCAAGAGAUGGAUGUUAUUACAGGAAAAGGAGAGAUUGCAACUUGUUCCAAAUAUAUGAACUCGGACCUUUUCUUCGCCGCGUUAGGAGGUUUGGGUCAAUUUGGAAUAAUCACAAGAGCCCGGAUUAAACUCGAAGUAGCUCCGAAAAGGGCCAAGUGGUUUAGGUUUCUNUCCCAUCCGCCGUCUUAA
Camelina sativa (false flax) is the source of this 848-nucleotide messenger RNA. NCBI's taxonomy places the organism in Eukaryota, Viridiplantae, Streptophyta, Magnoliopsida, Brassicales, Brassicaceae. The record is from RefSeq and is a predicted model, not a curated record.